This is a messenger RNA of Kwoniella mangroviensis CBS 8507, 1119 nucleotides long. RefSeq lists its product as uncharacterized. Lineage: Eukaryota; Fungi; Basidiomycota; Tremellomycetes; Tremellales; Cryptococcaceae. The record is from RefSeq and is a predicted model, not a curated record. The transcript has 3 exons. Bases 1 to 1119 code for a protein of 372 amino acids.
AUGUACCCACGCCCUCACAAACGCUCUCACGCUUCUCGAUCCCACCACUCUCAUUCCGCAAGGACCAAUCCCUCCGCUUCCACUUCCACUUCUUCCGCCUCGACUUCGACGACCGUUCAAAUACCACCUAUAGCUUAUGUACAGGCUUACGAGGCUCAGCUCGUCUACUCGCAAGACGAUCGAGCGAGGGAGGUGACUCGGAGGGAUACUAGGACUGGAAUGGGAUUAAUCAGAUAUGCUGGAGAUGUGGAGGAUGUAGCGGAACAAGGGGUGACAGAAAUUUGGGCUGAUAGACACGAUAUCCUCCAUCUCCUUCCGUCCGUUGUUAUCCCCUCAACCACCCUUCCAACCCCAUCCUCACCCCUCUCUUCGUCAUCAUCCUGGGAUUCCUUUCCCUCUGACAUCGAAGAGACGUUCUACCUUUCUGAUCCAGAGGAGAUCGAGGCAUACGAGCAGCAGAAAAAACGAAAAUGGAUUGAAGCAUUGCGUCAAGAGAGAUUGAAAGAGAGGGAAAAAGAGGACGAGGAGAAUAAAGUAAACGAUGGGCAAAUGCGGUGGAACGAAAGUGAAGAGCCUCCCGCACCGGUCCUUGCAUUGAUGCAACAUACCGCCAAAGCCAUCUUCUCUUCCCCUAAUCCCUCGGUAUUGGAACUUCGUAUACUGACCAAUCACGCCAACGACGAGAGGUUUGAGUUUCUGAAAGGACGGUAUAAGCCGACUUGGACGAAGAUCAAGGAUGAUCUGAAGAAAGGGAAACAGAAGGAACAGAGGGAGAAGGAGAAAAAGAAAGGUAUAGGAUUAGGUGGGUUAGGUGGGUAUGAUAGUAGUGAUAACAGCGAUGAUGAUAAUGAACAAAAAGAAGAAGUAGAUGAUGUUCAAUCACCACCACCACCACCGCCCUCUGAGGAUGAAGAUGUAGCUGGGCCACCGCCUCCUCCUCCAGAGGAUGGUAUACCUUUACCUCCAACAGGGGUUGAACACAUACCGCAACCUAUGGAUGGUGAUGGAAUAAACGGUCUGGAUGCAGGUCUGAAUGAUGGUGAGGAAGAGAAGAGACGAUUAAGGAGAAUGAGGAUGGAAGAGUGGAAGAAGAAACGAGCAGCUGAGAAGGGUUCAUAG